Messenger RNA from Neltuma alba, 1795 nucleotides. RefSeq names its product BRCA1-associated protein. Gene Ontology annotation, cellular component: cytoplasm. Gene Ontology annotation, molecular function: zinc ion binding; ubiquitin protein ligase activity. The coding region runs from base 97 to 1545 and encodes 482 amino acids. Lineage: Eukaryota; Viridiplantae; Streptophyta; Magnoliopsida; Fabales; Fabaceae. Gene Ontology annotation, biological process: Ras protein signal transduction; protein ubiquitination. The record is from RefSeq and is a predicted model, not a curated record. The transcript is spliced from 11 exons.
CCCAACAUCUCGGCCUCGGUGCUCAUUUCCCCGGUUCCCCUCCGUGUUCCUCCUCCUCAUCGCCGGCUUUGCGAGCGGUGAUUCGACUCAGCCACGAUGUUCUUCCUCCAAGUUCACUCAGUGGAUUCCGACCACCCUCUCUCCUCCCAAAUCACCUUCUCAACUGUCCAAUCCAACAGAGAUUCAAGCCCUUGUCCUAAAUUCAGCGAACGCAGAGGCGUACUGCAUUUGUUCAGAAGCAUAUCGCACUCGUCGCUUCCGAAUCCUACUUCUCGCUCCUCUCUCGUUUUUAUAGUUGCCGUACCCAACUACCUGUCCUACGAAGACUUGAUUCGGUUUUGUGAAUCCCACAUCGACCAUGUGUCCGAGCUUCUCUUCAUCAGGAACGAUGGGAUGGAAGAUCGGUAUAGUGUGUUGAUUAGACUUGUUGAUCAGCGUACAGCUGAUGGAUUUUAUAGUAAUUUUAAUGGGAAGAGGUUUUCUCCUGGCGAGGCUGAGCUAUGUCACGUUCUGUUUUUGCAUUCUGUGGAGUAUACAGAAUCUGCAGAAGUUGCUCGAACUCCUCCUGGAGGCUGUACUGAAAUACCAACUUGCCCAGUUUGCCUUGAGAGACUAGACCCUGAAACAAGUGGAAUACUCAGCACGUUGUGUGAUCACUCAUUUCAAUGCCCUUGUGUUUCUAAAUGGACUUAUUUGUCCUGCCAGGUCUGCCGAUUUUGUCAACAGCAAGAUGAGAAACCAAACUGUUUUGUCUGUGGAACGGGAGAAAAUCUUUGGGUUUGCAUCAUAUGUGGAUUUGUUGGAUGUGGAAGAUAUAAAGAAAGACAUGCUAUACGUCAUUGGAAAGACACGCAGCAUUGCUAUUCUCUUGAUUUAAGAACGCAACAAAUUUGGGAUUACGUAGGUGACAAUUACGUUCAUCGAUUGAACCAGAACCAGUCUAAAUUUGAUGGCAAGUUGGGGGAGAUGAAUUCUCAUUGUAGUUCACAGGAAGGAGAUUGUGGUAUAUGUGAAUACAAUGAAGAUUUAGGAAUUGAUGGAGCCCUAUUUAGCAGCAAAGUUGAAGCAAUUGUGGAUGAAUAUAACCAUCUGCUAGCAACUCAGUUGAAGACUCAAAGACAAUAUUAUGAAUCCUUGCUAGUUGAGGCUAAGAGCAAAGUGGAAAGUUCAAUAUCUGAAGCAGUGGACAAAGCUGUGGCUUCUAGAAUGCAGGACAUGCAAUAUGACCUGGAAAAGUGUUCAGAAGAGAAAAAUGCGGUUGCUGAUGUCAAUAGGAAUCUCAUUAAAAGUCAAGAGAUGUGGCGAAACAAGGUUAAAGAAGUUGCGGAGAGGGAAGCCAUGGCAAUGAAGUUGAGGGAUGAGAAAAUCCGUGAUCUGGAAGAACAGAUUAGGGAUCUCAACGUCUACAUAGAAGCUCAAAAAACAAUUGAUAAGAUGGAGGAUUCAAAUGGGGUUAAGGAGGGAACGCUCUUACCAGUGGCAUAUCAGCAGUCUUCUUCAGGCAAGACGAAAAAGAACAGAAAGUCUGGUCGAAGACGGAAUUAGUUGGUAAUCAAACUAGGUCCAAGGAGAGUCCUGCUAAUGGCACCGGCUUUGCCUCACCUUUCAUCUCUCCAUCGCGGCAUUGUAAAUAUGGUAUCUGUGAAUACUGCUUUCUUGCUCGGCUUGCACUGUAAUUAGGUAUAACUUUUGUAAUACCAUUGUGAUGUUGAUAAUAGCACUCCAAUGAAACGGACAAAUUAAGCCAUUCGAAUAAACUAUCACAAAAGUUCUCAGGAAGCGUACUUGUUGGGAG